UCAAAUCAACAACCCUCUGCCCUCAACGUAAAAAACGCUUGCUCACCACAUUGUUAUCAUCGCCUCGUCUCUCUCUCUCUCUCUCUCUCUCUCUCUCUCUCGCUCUCUCUCGCUCUCUCUCUCUUUGUUUUUCUGUUUCUCCCAGCUUCUUCAUCAUGCAAGCGCUUCAAUCUCCAUCUCUCCGCGCAUCUCCUCUCAAACCUCUUCACAAAAAAACCAAGAAACCAAUCCCACAUUUUACCAAUGCCAAACCCGCUAAGAAAUCGCUGGUCAUCGCCGCAUCGUCCGCCGUUUCCGCCCCAAAACGCGAAAAAGAUCCUAAAAAACGGGUUGUAAUCACGGGUCUGGGUCUUGUGUCCGUCUUCGGCAAUGAUGUGGAUGCGUACUACGAAAAAUUGCUGGCCGGAGAGAGUGGGAUUGGCCUAAUUGACAGGUUCGAUGCCUCCAAAUUCCCGACUCGAUUCGGGGGCCAGAUCCGUGGGUUUACCUCAGAAGGGUACAUUGAUGGGAAGAACGAUAGGCGGCUCGAUGAUUGCUUGAGGUACUGCAUUGUCGCAGGCAAGAAGGCCCUGGAGGAUGCGGAUCUCGGGGGAGAUAAGCUUGGCAAGAUUGACAAGGAGCGGGCUGGAGUGCUGGUUGGAACUGGAAUGGGUGGUCUCACAGUGUUUUCAGAUGGUGUUCAGGCUCUAAUAGAGAAAGGCCAUAGAAGAAUAACCCCGUUCUUCAUUCCUUAUGCUAUAACAAACAUGGGUUCUGCUUUGCUUGCCAUUGAUCUUGGUUUUAUGGGUCCAAAUUAUUCAAUUUCAACUGCUUGUGCCACGUCAAAUUAUUGCUUUUAUGCUGCUGCCAAUCACAUCCGUCGAGGUGAGGCAGAUUUGAUGAUUGCUGGUGGAACUGAAGCUGCCAUCAUUCCCAUCGGGCUGGGGGGCUUUGUUGCGUGCAGGGCCUUAUCUCAAAGAAAUGAGGAUCCACAAACUGCUUCAAGGCCAUGGGACAGAGAUCGAGAUGGCUUUGUAAUGGGUGAAGGUGCUGGUGUUCUGGUAAUGGAGAGUUUGGAACAUGCAAUGAAACGAGGUGCACCAAUUAUUGCCGAGUACCUAGGUGGUGCUGUUAAUUGUGAUGCUUAUCACAUGACUGAUCCAAGAGCUGAUGGACUUGGGGUGUCUUCAUGCAUUGAGAGAAGCCUUGAGGAAGCUGGUGUAUCACCAGAGGAGGUUAACUACAUAAAUGCGCAUGCAACUUCAACUCUUGCUGGUGACCUUGCUGAGAUAAAUGCUAUCAAGAAAGUAUUCAAAAACACAUCAGGAAUCAAGAUAAAUGCGACCAAGUCCAUGAUAGGACACUGCCUCGGUGCAGCUGGGGGUUUGGAAGCAAUUGCCACUGUGAAGGCCAUCACUACUGGAUGGCUGCAUCCAACAAUAAACCAAUUCAAUCCUGAACCAUCAGUUGAGUUUGAUACAGUCGCCAACGAAAAGCAGCGACAUGAGGUGAACGUUGCCAUUUCGAAUUCAUUUGGAUUUGGCGGACACAACUCUGUGGUGGCAUUUUCUGCAUUUAAGCCUUGAACAUUCACUCAAAUCUAUCAGCUUGUCUGCCAUUCUUGCCGGAGAUAACUUAUGCUUUUUAGAGAUUUGGUCAGCUAGAAUGUGCUUCAACUUGUAACCUUUACUGAACUGCUGGUUGUUUAUUUGAUGGCAGUUGUAGCUGCUAGUCAUGUAGUAAUUUUGAGUUGAACCUCCAGCAUAAGCUAAACUGUUCUUUGUCUCUUUUUAGCCAUCGGACUUCUGUUCGGAUAGGUGAAGUGGGGCUUGAAAUUUUGGUUGCCUUUUUUGAUCAAUAUAAGCUUCUACUGGCUUAUCAAAUUGCUGCAAAAUAUGUUAGUGUCUAUCGGAUGGUGUUGAGUUCUAAAAGUUCCAGCAACAUGGCUUCCUGCCCUUUCCCUUGA
Carica papaya (papaya) is the source of this 1945-nucleotide messenger RNA. It is a transcript of the gene KASI, whose product is annotated as 3-ketoacyl-acyl carrier protein synthase I. The record is from RefSeq and is a predicted model, not a curated record. Gene Ontology annotation, molecular function: 3-oxoacyl-[acyl-carrier-protein] synthase activity. Gene Ontology annotation, biological process: fatty acid biosynthetic process. Gene Ontology annotation, cellular component: mitochondrion. Lineage: Eukaryota; Viridiplantae; Streptophyta; Magnoliopsida; Brassicales; Caricaceae.